GAAUUUAAAUUGUUUCUUCAGUUUUUUGCUUGGUUUUUAUUCCCUUCCGCCCCAGUUUUCAUAAUUACAUUUAAUCAGACUUAUUAGCUAUCAGUUUGAUCAUUUACAGUAACAGUCUAAGAAUAUAAUGAAUUUUAUUGAGAAGAUUAAGCAUAUGAACGAGAGUGACGGAGAAUCAGCAACAGAAUAUACUAAACUCAUGACUUCUUUUGUCAAUAGUCAAUAUUCCAAAACAGAUAGUAGUCUUCAAUCUAUUCUAACAGGAGCAAAUAGAGAAAGAAUGCCACAGUCAGUAUCUGAUCCAUCGGUGGGGGGACGUAGUGAAAUGUACUCACCGGUAAGGAAUGUAUGUUCUCAAGAGCCUGCUCCCGGUGAAGCUAAUUUUCCAGAUGGAGAAUCUAGUCAUGCACCUUCAGAAGAUUCUGUUGCCACCAAUCAAUUGGUUGGACGAUCUGCUCAUAACAGAUCAAAUCUUCAAUCCUGGGAUGAAGAAGAAGAGGAAGAAUUGAAAUAUGGUGCCAAACAUGUUAUAAAACUCUUCAUUCCAGUUUCACUUUGUAUGUUGGUUGUUGUUGCUACAACCAGUUCAAUAACAUUCUACACUCAGACAAACACUUAUCUAGUAUAUACUCCUUUCACAGACCAAACAGUUGAUACCCCUACAAAAGUAUGGCAGUCAUUUGCCAAUGCUUUUAUACUAAUGGGUGUGAUUGUUGUAAUGACUAUGCUGCUGAUUGUCCUGUAUAAGUUCCGGUUUUAUAAAGUUAUUCAUGGCUGGCUGAUUCUGUCAUCUCUAAUGUUGCUGUUUCUCUUUGCUUAUAUUUAUUUGGGUGAAGUUCUUCGUGCUUAUAACAUUCCAAUGGAUUACAUUACAGUAUCUGUCAUUAUGUGGAAUUUUGGAGUCGUAGGAAUGAUUUGCAUACAUUGGAAAGGACCAUUGCUUUUACAACAAGCUUAUUUGAUUCUGGUUUCAGCCCUUAUGGCUUUAGUUUUCAUUAAGUACUUACCUAAUUGGACAGCUUGGGUUGUUCUUGGAGUCAUUUCAGUAUGGGAUUUAAUUGCUGUCCUCUGUCCUAAGGGCCCUUUGAGAAUUCUAGUCGAAACAGCUCAAGAAAGAAAUGAACCUAUUUUUCCUGCACUAAUUUAUUCUUCUGCAAUGGCUUGGUAUGUCACAAUGAGUGAUACAGAUCGCACAACCAAAUCAAGGCAUUCUGGUGAUCAAAGAACGGACAAUGAUGAAGGAAAUAACAGUGCUAAUGCAGACGCACCUGAAGAAAAUGGACCUCGUGAUGUUAGAGGAAGUCAGCGUUCUGAGAGAAGCCGCAGAGCUACUGGUUGGUCCAAUAGAAAUCGUAAUCAGUCAGUACCCAAUCAUGGGGACCACGCAGAAGAAGAAGAGAGGGGAGUGAAACUUGGUCUUGGUGAUUUUAUUUUCUACAGUGUUCUUGUUGGAAAAGCAUCUUCUCAUGGGGACUGGAAUACAACUUUGGCUUGCUUUGUUGCUAUACUUAUUGGUCUAUGUUUGACCUUGCUCCUACUAGCUAUCUUUAAGAAAGCUCUUCCCGCCCUUCCAAUCUCCAUUACUUUCGGAUUGAUAUUUUACUUUACUACAAGCUCUUUGGUUCAACCAUUUGCUGACAGUCUUGCAAGUGAACAAGUUUAUAUAUAAUUUUUUGUCAUUGAUCCUAUAUGCAAUAUGUGUCUGUAUAUAAAUGCUUUUCAUUCAUCUAUUUGUAUGUGGAUGUUAUUUUGACAUGGACAUUUAAUUUAUUUGUAUUCUUUGUCAGAUAUCAAUAAAAUUAUUUUAUUCGUCUGUGUAAGUAUAUUUUAUAAUGAUUUAAUUUUUUACCUUGUUCCAAAACAUUCAUUUUGUAAAAAAUAACAAUUCUCAUAAAAUACUAUAUUGUAUAUAAAUACUAUAUAUAUUUAUAAUGAAAUCUCUUAAUCUAAUUUAAGUCUUUAUAAUUUCCUAACUUUUAUCUUAAUUUAACCCAUAUUAACUUCAUUCUAAAAUGUUCUCUUAUUUUCUGAUCCAAUUUGCACUUUUUUAUUUAAUUAAUUUUACAUGCACUGUAUAAAAUUGUUCACUUCAGCAUUUUCCCACUAUCCAAGUGAAGGGAUAAAAAUCCUUUGUUUAUCACAUUCUUUUAAAGAUACCUAAAUUUCUCUUUCCUAAGACUUCAAGUGUCAAAGAAAUCCCUAUCAAAAUCUCACAGUAAAGCCAUUGAAGGGAAAUAUGUUAGUCAGUUUUGCACUUGUAUUGUAAUGGAAAUCAGUUUUAUUGUUGUCUCUUUCCUAACUAUGCUUAUUGUCUGUUUCUUUUGCUCUUGUGUCAUGAUGUAGACUGAUAUAUUUCUUACCACUCAUUUUUUGUAUGUAAUCUAUGCCUGCCCUUGUGAAAUAAAUCGAAGUUUAAAAGUU
Molecule: messenger RNA, 2421 nt
Organism: Argiope bruennichi
Lineage: Eukaryota; Metazoa; Arthropoda; Arachnida; Araneae; Araneidae
Gene: Psn
Product: presenilin-1-like
Exons: 12
Coding region: 128-1669 (513 amino acids)
Biological process (GO): amyloid-beta metabolic process; membrane protein ectodomain proteolysis; amyloid precursor protein catabolic process
Cellular component (GO): cell cortex; perinuclear region of cytoplasm; cell surface
Molecular function (GO): aspartic endopeptidase activity, intramembrane cleaving
Source: RefSeq, a predicted model, not a curated record